This is a messenger RNA of Gryllus bimaculatus (two-spotted cricket), 3134 nucleotides long. Lineage: Eukaryota; Metazoa; Arthropoda; Insecta; Orthoptera; Gryllidae. The record is from the annotation of a GenBank genome assembly.
AUCUCUCGCCCUGGACGACCCCGAUGCUCUGCUAUUUCGUACGUCUUUCCUUGUCUCGCAGCCGGCGAGGAGGCGUAAGGCUUUCCCCCUUCCUCCCGCACCCUUCUUCAGCGAACUCUGGGAGCUGUGACCUCGUCAGAUUACUGUGGGCGCUCAGGCUUUCAGGAUGCAGAACUAUACAACAAUAAAAACAUUGGUGGUGCUUCUUACACUGUGGAUCAAUUCUUUGGCUGCCGAGAAGAAUAUAAUUCUUCGAGCUUUGUCAGCAACUUCAAAUGUCAACAUUAGAAAGACACGAGAUGUCAGUGGUCCCUCAAUUCUAGUUACUUCUAAACCCUCUUGUCCUUCAUUUAUAUCUUGUCCUUAUCCACCAUACCCUAGACCAACAACCAAACGUCCAACAGCCACAACAAAAGGUGUUGUGGAUUAUUUUGGAUCAGAAAGCUAUCCAAUGGAUGAAUAUUCCACAACUACUAGUGAAACUGAAAAUAAAUCUGAGCAGCCGGAAGGAGGAAGUGAACUAGGGAAUAUUCAGGGUCCUUCCAUCUCAGCCACCACAAAACCACCAUGUCCAGGAUAUAUUACAUGUCCGUACCCUCCAUAUCCUAGACCAACAACUAAGCCUCCACUAGUAGAUAAUGUAGCAUCUUCUCUUAGUACUUCUUCAGAAAAAUUGAUUGUAGAGUACAUUGACCCAGGAAAAGAAGAUUCAGAAAAGUCUUCAUCAGUCAGUGAAUCACAUUCUCAUUCUGACGGGUCAGUUGCUGUAAAUAAAUCUGGGAAUGCCCAAGGGCCUUCAAUUUCAGCUACUUCUAAACCCCCAUGCCCUUCAUACAUAUCUUGCCCAUAUCCUGGGUAUCCCAGGCCUACAACUAAAUCUCCUCUAGAAGAGAGCGUUACAGAACUGUCUGCAACCACUGUUCCAGAUAAAGAAAUAGUGGACUACAUAGGUCCAGAGAAAGAGGAUACCUCAGAGAAGACUCCAUCUGUCAGUGAAAUAACUUUGAAACCUGAAGUAAUAGAUGGUGUAAAUAAACCAGGAAAUGCCCAAGGGCCUUCCAUAUCAGCAACUUCCAAGCCACCAUGUCCCUCUUUUAUAACCUGCCCAUAUCCCCCAUAUCCCAGGCCUACAACUAAACCUCCUCAAGAAGAGAGUGCAGCAAAACCUUCUACAACUACUGUUCCAGAUAAAGAAAUAGUGGACUACAUAGGUCCAGAGAAAGAGGAUAUUCCAGAAAAGACCCCAUCUGUCAGUGAAACAACUUCAAAACCUGAAGUGAUAGACAACGUAAAUAAGCCAGGAAAUGCCCAAGGCCCUUCAAUUUCAGCUACUUCUAAACCACCAUGUCCUUCAUACAUAUCUUGCCCAUAUCCUGGGUAUCCCAGGCCUACAACUAAAUCUCCUCAAGAAGAGAGUGUAACAAAAACGUCUGCAACCACUGUGCCAGAUAAAGAAAUAGUGGACUACAUAGGUCCAGAAAAAGAGGAUAUCCCAGAGAAGUCUCCAUCUGUCAGUAAAAUAACUUUGAAACCUGAAGUAAUAGAUGGUGUAAAUAAACCAGGAAAUGCCCAAGGUCCUUCCAUAUCAGCAACUUCCAAGCCACCAUGUCCCUCUUUUAUAACCUGCCCAUAUCCUCCAUACCCUAGGCCAACCACUAAAGCUCCUCAAGAAGAGGGUGCAACAAAACCUUCUUCAACUACUGUUCCAGAUAAAGUAAUAGUGGAUUAUGUUAGCCCAGAUAAAGAAGACACAUCAGAUAUGACUCCAUCUGUAAGUGACACGAAUCCUAAACCUGAUACAUCAUACAGUUUAAAUAGACCAGGAAAUGCUCAAGGUCCUUCAAUAUCAGCUACUUCCAAACCACCAUGUCCUUCAUAUAUAACAUGUCCGUAUCCUUCAUAUCCUAGACCUACAACAAAAAGGCCUUUCUUUGAUAAAAUUGCAACAUCUUUGCAUCUAAUUUCUUAUGAUAAAACAGCCAUUGACAAUGUUGAACCAGACAGCACUGCUUCACCAGAAGAUCUUCAAAGUAUUGGUGAAGCGAGUCCUCCAACAACUGCAACCGUUGAUUCUGCAGAUGGUGCUUCUGUUUCUUUUGAAAGUAAUGCUAUUGUUCCUGUUACUCUUAAUGAUGAUUCUGAAAACAAGCAAUCUAGUCCAGUAACUUCAGAAACUACGUCUCCUGAAAAUAUUUCAUCUAUUAAAAACAUAGAAGUUGAGUCUAUUGCAUUGGGGACUGAGGUUAGUGAACAAUCAUUCAUGACAGAGUCUCCUGGAAAAUUGUAUUUUCCAGGGCUGUCAAAUAGUAAUAUCAAUAAUAUUCCACCUUCCUCUGACAGUAUAUCAGAAUCUCAGAAUUCCAAUUUACCAGAAUACCAAUCUGAUGCUUUGUAUAUGAGUAGAGGACCAGCCAUAUCUGCAACUCAAAGACCCAGAUGUUCAUUUUAUGCUCCAUGUCCUUAUGAGUAUCCUAAGCCAACAACAGCAUCUCCUUAUCUACAUAACAGAAUUUCUUACACUAGUACAUCACAUUUGAAUGGUGUGCUUUCACCAAGCAACAAUCCACUUCUUCACACAAACCCAUCUAAUGUUGAUCCAUUCUUUGCAGGUACGGGAUCACCUUCACCUCAAGACCCAGUUGUAUUAGGGAAUCAGGGUGCUUUCCUACCUAUUUAUUCCUAUGUGUAUGGAAUAGACCCUUAUGCACAAAAUGCAUAUUAUUAUAACAGGAGACCUAUUUUGCUAACUCAACAACCGUUCUGGCCUUCUUAUGUGAAAAAUCCAUGGAUCUAUCCUAGACCUGUGGGUGGUGAAUAUGCUAAUGAUCAAGAUACUGACGAUAGCUAUAGUGAAUCAAGUGACAAUACCUCAUCAGAUGUUGAGGAAGAGGACCAAAAAGGUGUUAAUGAAAAUUCAAAAGUAGUGUAACUCUUGUUGAGUUGUUUUUGUAUGUUUUGUGUGUGACAAAGUGUGAAUGUUAAUUGUAUUUAAAAAUAGUAAUAUAGAAGUAUUUAUGUCAAAUUGCAAGCUCUGUUUGUAAACAUUUGUUAUUUUUUGCUGGUAAUAAAUAAAUUAAGACUGUGUUGUAACUUUAUAAUUCAUUUGUUUAAUUUCAAAUAUAAAUAUUUAUAUU